Molecule: messenger RNA, 3249 nt
Organism: Knipowitschia caucasica
Lineage: Eukaryota; Metazoa; Chordata; Actinopteri; Gobiiformes; Gobiidae
Source: the annotation of a GenBank genome assembly
AUGCGAGACUUCAGCCUGUUUGGUUCAAACGCCUUCAUCAGGACUUCAGCCUGUUUGCUUCAAACGCCUUCAUCAGGACUUCAGCCUGUUUGGGUCAAACGCCUUCAUCAGGACUUCAGCCUGUUUGGUUCAAACGCCUUCAUCAGGACUUCAGCCUGUUUGGGUCAAACGCCUUCAUCAGGACUUCAGCCUGUUUGGUCAAACGCCUUCAUCAGGACUUCAGCCUGUUUGGGUCAAACGCCUUCAUCAGGACUUCAGCCUGUUUGGGUCAAACGCCUUCAUCAGGACUUCAGCCUGUUUGGUUCAAACGCCUUCAUCAGGACUUCAGCCUGUUUGGGUCAAACGCCUUCAUCAGGACUUCAGCCUGUUUGGGUCAAACGCCUUCAUCAGGACUUCAGCCUGUUUGGUUCAAACGCCUUCAUCAGGACUUCAGCCUGUUUGGGUCAAACGCCUUCAUCAGGACUUCAGCCUGUUUGCUUCAAACGCCUUCAUCAGGACUUCAGCCUGUUUGGGUCAAACGCCUUCAUCAGGACUUCAGCCUGUUUGGGUCAAACGCCUUCAUCAGGACUUCAGCCUGUUUGGGUCAAACGCCUUCAUCAGGACUUCAGCCUGUUUGGUUCAAACGCCUUCAUCAGGACUUCAGCCUGUUUGGGUCAAACGCCUUCAUCAGGACUUCAGCCUGUUUGGGUCAAACGCCUUCAUCAGGACUUCAGCCUGUUUGGUUCAAACGCCUUCAUCAGGACUUCAGCCUGUUUGGGUCAAACGCCUUCAUCAGGACUUCAGCCUGUUUGCUUCAAACGCCUUCAUCAGGACUUCAGCCUGUUUGGGUCAAACGCCUUCAUCAGGACUUCAGCCUGUUUGGUUCAAACGCCUUCAUCAGGACUUCAGCCUGUUUGGUUCAAACGCCUUCAUCAGGACUUCAGCCUGUUUGGGUCAAACGCCUUCAUCAGGACUUCAGCCUGUUUGGGUCAAACGCCUUCAUCAGGACUUCAGCCUGUUUGGGUCAAACGCCUUCAUCAGGACUUCAGCCUGUUUGGGUCAAACGCCUUCAUCAGGACUUCAGCCUGUUUGGUUCAAACGCCUUCAUCAGGACUUCAGCCUGUUUGGUUCAAACGCCUUCAUCAGGACUUCAGCCUGUUUGGGUCAAACGCCUUCAUCAGGACUUCAGCCUGUUUGGUUCAAACGCCUUCAUCAGGACUUCAGCCUGUUUGGUUCAAACGCCUUCAUCAGGACUUCAGCCUGUUUGGGUCAAACGCCUUCAUCAGGACUUCAGCCUGUUUGGUUAAAACGCCUUCAUCAGGACUUCAGCCUGUUUGGGUCAAACGCCUUCAUCAGGACUUCAGCCUGUUUGGGUCAAACGCCUUCAUCAGGACUUCAGCCUGUUUGGGUCAAACGCCUUCAUCAGGACUUCAGCCUGUUUGGGUCAAACGCCUUCAUCAGGACUUCAGCCUGUUUGGUUCAAACGCCUUCAUCAGGACUUCAGCCUGUUUGGGUCAAACGCCUUCAUCAGGACUUCAGCCUGUUUGGGUCAAACGCCUUCAUCAGGACUUCAGCCUGUUUGGGUCAAACGCCUUCAUCAGGACUUCAGCCUGUUUGGGUCAAACGCCUUCAUCAGGACUUCAGCCUGUUUGGUUCAAACGCCUUCAUCAGGACUUCAGCCUGUUUGGGUCAAACGCCUUCAUCAGGACUUCAGCCUGUUUGGGUCAAACGCCUUCAUCAGGACUUCAGCCUGUUUGGUUCAAACGCCUUCAUCAGGACUUCAGCCUGUUUGGGUCAAACGCCUUCAUCAGGACUUCAGCCUGUUUGGGUCAAACGCCUUCAUCAGGACUUCAGCCUGUUUGGGUCAAACGCCUUCAUCAGGACUUCAGCCUGUUUGGUUCAAACGCCUUCAUCAGGACUUCAGCCUGUUUGGUUCAAACGCCUUCAUCAGGACUUCAGCCUGUUUGGGUCAAACGCCUUCAUCAGGACUUCAGCCUGUUUGGUUCAAACGCCUUCAUCAGGACUUCAGCCUGUUUGGUUCAAACGCCUUCAUCAGGACUUCAGCCUGUUUGGGUCAAACGCCUUCAUCAGGACUUCAGCCUGUUUGGGUCAAACGCCUUCAUCAGGACUUCAGCCUGUUUGGGUCAAACGCCUUCAUCAGGACUUCAGCCUGUUUUGGUUCAAACGCCUUCAUCAGGACUUCAGCCUGUUUGGUUCAAACGCCUUCAUCAGGACUUCAGCCUGUUUGGGUCAAACGCCUUCAUCAGGACUUCAGCCUGUUUGGGUCAAACGCCUUCAUCAGGACUUCAGCCUGUUUGGGUCAAACGCCUUCAUCAGGACUUCAGCCUGUUUGGGUCAAACGCCUUCAUCAGGACUUCAGCCUGUUUGGUUCAAACGCCUUCAUCAGGACUUCAGCCUGUUUGGGUCAAACGCCUUCAUCAGGACUUCAGCCUGUUUGGGUCAAACGCCUUCAUCAGGACUUCAGCCUGUUUGGUUCAAACGCCUUCAUCAGGACUUCAGCCUGUUUGGGUCAAACGCCUUCAUCAGGACUUCAGCCUGUUUGGUUCAAACGCCUUCAUCAGGACUUCAGCCUGUUUGGGUCAAACGCCUUCAUCAGGACUUCAGCCUGUUUGGGUCAAACGCCUUCAUCAGGACUUCAGCCUGUUUGGUUCAAACGCCUUCAUCAGGACUUCAGCCUGUUUGGGUCAAACGCCUUCAUCAGGACUUCAGCCUGUUUGGGUCAAACGCCUUCAUCAGGACUUCAGCCUGUUUGGUUCAAACGCCUUCAUCAGGACUUCAGCCUGUUUGGUUCAAACGCCUUCAUCAGGACUUCAGCCUGUUUGGUUCAAACGCCUUCAUCAGGACUUCAGCCUGUUUGGUUCAAACGCCUUCAUCAGGACUUCAGCCUGUUUCCUGUUCACGAGUACGUGGUUGAGUCCCCGGAGAUGGCUGAACCUGCAGGAAUAUCAGAGCAAGAAGCUGAUGCAGGACAGCGGCGUGACCGUGCAGCGUUUCUACGUGGCUGAUACGGCGUCUGAGGCUCUGGAGGCAGCGAAGAGACUCAUGUCAUCGCGGCUGCAGUCCAGGCGAGCUGACAGAGUCCUGGUUGGCUGUCAGCCGGUAAGGUGCCACUCUGGCGGCUGCGGCUGGACUGUGCCUGCGGGCUCAGUUUUCCAUGGACCAGAUUACAAUGAAGACGGUAUAUAUCUGCUCUCUGCUGUGAAGGCUGCAUGUCAAGGCCAGAAACCUCUCUUAGAGUCAGGCCCAUGA